AUGAUCCGCAGUGUACCGAGUUUCUACAGACAAACUCUGCCCUCUGGGAGAAUACCGAGUGAAUUUCGACCUUCCUUGGGCGUGCAAAGGAAUUCGAUGCGAUCUUCUACCCGGGAGGACGGGCCAAUGUUCGAUCUUGCUACUGAUAGCCACUCUAUCGCCUUGAUCCGGGAAUUCUGGGAGUCGGGCAAGAUCGUGUCCACCGUCUGCCAUGGUACCGCAGCCUUACUCAACGUAAAGCUGUCAAAUUCCUCAUUCCUCUUAGCCAACACCCCGGUCACUGGCCUCGCUAACUCAGAAGAGGAUGGAACGAAUUCUUCAGGGUACAUGCCCUUCAUGCUUGAAACCGAGCUGAACAAGAUAUCAGGAGGCAAAGAUGAGAAGGCAUCCGCUAAUUGGGCUUCGCAUGUGGUCGUGGCGAUGGAUGGCAGAUUGCUGACUGGUCAGAACCCUGAAAGCGCUAAGAUUUGGCGAAGGUGA
Penicillium arizonense is the source of this 480-nucleotide messenger RNA. RefSeq lists its product as uncharacterized. The transcript is spliced from 2 exons. Gene Ontology annotation, molecular function: glyoxalase III activity. NCBI's taxonomy places the organism in Eukaryota, Fungi, Ascomycota, Eurotiomycetes, Eurotiales, Aspergillaceae. The record is from RefSeq and is a predicted model, not a curated record. The coding region runs from base 1 to 480 and encodes 159 amino acids.